AUGAGUGAACUUGAAGCCACAAUUAGGCAAGCCAAAGAAGCCCUGGCUGAAAAUAAUGCCAAAAAGGCGCUCAAAAUAUUGAAGCCGUUCAAAAGUUCACUGAAAAAAGAAAACGCAAACAAUGUAAUACUGAAUGAAGUGUUUGCCGAUGCAUACCUGGAUAAUGGACAGGUAGAGAAAGCCUACCCAAUUUUAGCGCGUGCUUGCGAAUUAGAUCCUGAGGGACAAGUUGGCGGACCGGACAAAUUUUUUACCAUGGGUCAAAUCAUGGGUGGACAGGAUGGUGUAUCGAUAAUAACUCGCGGAAUAAUGAACAUCUCUAAUACUGGAGGUGAAAUGUUAACCAACGUUCAGGUUGAAAAGAUUGUAGGUGGACUGCUUUCUGUGAUUGAAAUUUGGAUGACGGAUUUAUGUAUGGAGCCAAAUGCAGAAGAGCAGUGUGAGGAGUUAAUACAAAAGGCGAUGGAACUCACAGAGGGAAAAUCUCCUGAAACAUGGUCUACCCUGGGUUCUAUCAAAAUCUCGCAACAAAAAUUUGGAGAAGCUUAUGAAGCAUUCUCACAAGCCUGGAAUUUCUUUGAGUUGAAAAAACAAGAAAUUGGUAGCGGUAUAAAUGAAAAUGGUGACACAACUCAGAAAGCUGGUUUACAGUCAGAGUAUGUAGAUCUUUUACAACCUCUUUUAUCUUUAACAAAGAUGUGCCUCGAAGUGGGAGCUUACGAAGUCGCAUUGAAAGUUAUUGCCGCAGUAAGAGAUAUAGAUGAGGAUAACAUAGAGGGUUAUUAUCUAGAGGGUUUUACUUAUUAUUUAAUGAGUAAAUUAGAAAUUUUCAAGUUGAACAAUCCCGAAGUAAGCCUGCGUCCGGAAAAUAUAUACGAGUUUAACCAACUCAUUCAAGAAGUUCCUUUGGAUUUAUCCCACGAACCAAUCUCCCAGUUAAUCUAUGACUCAAGAUUAGCGCUAAGUUUUGCAUUGCAAGCAGGUGUCAAUGCUGACAGCAAAGAUGAAAUUGUGCAAGAAUUAUUGGGCGGUGCUAAUGCUUUACUCCAAGAAAUUGGUGGUCCUCUAGAUCCAAGUGAGUUAACACAAAUCAAGAAGGGUGAUUUAGUGAAUGAGAAUGAAGACUUGGAAGAGUUGGACAUAGAGGAAGAAUAUUCUGACUAA
Saccharomyces cerevisiae S288C is the source of this 1164-nucleotide messenger RNA. It is a transcript of the gene ACL4, whose product is annotated as Acl4p. The transcript has a single exon. The coding region runs from base 1 to 1164 and encodes 387 amino acids. Gene Ontology annotation, cellular component: cytoplasm; nucleus. Lineage: Eukaryota; Fungi; Ascomycota; Saccharomycetes; Saccharomycetales; Saccharomycetaceae. The record is from RefSeq and is marked reviewed.